UGUUUACUUAUUUAAUAGGCCACAAGCGUCUAUAUUUAUCGCUACGAUGGCUGUGUAAUUCAAUGAGCGUUGAUUUGUGUCAUCAGUCAUGGGAGUUCAGAUAAACUAUUUUAGAUAGAAAAUUUACCCCCUAUCGUAAUCUUUUAAUAGUGAAAGUUUGUUCUGUGUCUAUCAAUAAACAGAGACGUACAAUAAAAGUGAAUACAUAUUUUAAUGAUUAUGUAGAUUGUGAGUUGGCGGGAAUAUUGCCGGUGUACUAAUAUUAAGUUGACGCAUCACCAAAAGCACUAUGACUUCCGUGGAAGAAGGCGAGACGCCGCCUGAAGAGGUCCCGGCGGGAAACCCAGAAGAAUUGGCUAAAAACCCAACAGCUCUUAAAGAGGCUCAUGAGAAAAUGGCAGCCCUGGAUGUUUUGGUAUGUGGCCAGUGUCACUCAGCAUUCCAUUUUGUUGAAGAAUUUAAAGAACAUAAAGAUGCCAAUAAUUGCACUGGGAAGUCUCCAGUUAGAGAUAGUAAUGAAAGUAAAGCCCAAGUCUGGGCCUUUCUCCUAUGGAAGUGUUCAUCAGUUCGUGAUGGAUCUACAGUGAAUACUGACAAUAGUUGGAAGCUGUACCAGCAGUGGUGUCGCAUGGCGGAAGCGCAGCGGACAGCCUGGAUCACAGCUGGGUCAAAUGUCCAGUCCCUGUCUAAAUUUGCUCAUGCUAAAGUGAUGGAAGUAAAAACUGAAGAUCAACUUGUUCCCAUUCAAACACCAGUUCCACAGGAAGUCAAGAGACGUGGCAGGCCAAGGAAAACACCUAAACCUGAGGAUUCUGAAACUCAGCCCUCUGGGGAAGAAAGUGAUGAUAUUGUUAAAGCUAGCCCUGGGCUGAAGAGCUUAAAUAAAGUACCAAUACCAAACCAAAACAUAACCAAAACUAAGGAGUCAAAUGAUAAUGUACGGAAUGCUCAAGAGCGUGUGCCGCCUGAAGAGCGUAUCGCGAGACGUACAGAACGGCAAGGCGACUCUACAGAGGCUGGCGAGUAUGUCGUGGAGAAGAUCUUGGCCAAGCGAUUCAACCCUCGCAAGAAACAAUACGAAUAUUUGCUGAAGUGGGAGGGUUAUCCACAUGAACAGAAUACAUGGGAGCCAGUAGAAAAUAUGGAAACUUGUAAACAUCUUUUGGAUGCAUUUGAGAGGCAGCUCGCACGACAGAAGGAAUUGAAGGCACUCCGCGCACAGCAGCAACAGCAACAUCCUGUACAAGUGAACCAAAUAAGUACACCAUUGCCACAGGUCGUCAAGCAGGUGGUCAAGAAGGAGAGUCCUGCUAUCACACCAUCUGGUCGCCUUCAACGCACGAGUAAGGUUCGAGCGCUAGACCAGGUGAAGGCCUGGUGUGGAGCUGACGACGGCGAACCGGCUGCCAAGAAAGUCAAGAAGGAGCUCUCCAGUGAAGACGAAGACUACUCCGACCCUGACUCCACCAAAGCCGACAGGAAAGUGCUGAAUGGACAAUCAUCACCCAAGUCCACUCUGGACCCUGAGCUGGUGAAAUCACUCGGCCUCGGUGGGAAAGGCAUGCCGAACAUUAAGGGUGUCAUUAAAGUUGACCCUAAACAUAUGCCUAACCUUACUACAGGUGUCUAUAUCAUGUCGAAGAGUUCAGGGAUUAUGAAGAUUGAUUCGCCGGGCAAAUUAGGACCGGGUCUAAACAUAGAUCAGGAUGUCAUUCGGAAACAAAUUUUAGCUGCCAAGCAGAAAAAGUUGGAGGAAACCAAGAAGACUUCCCCUGUGCGUACGCCAAUGACGUCACAGAUCAAAAAGACUUAUGGCUCUGGAGGACAACAAGUGACGGAGAAGACCAUAAUAACGCCUUCUGGACAAAAGAUAAUUCAGCGCACCAUACAAAGACCAUCAGGACAUGGUGUUGAAGGGAAAUCACCUGUUACAAUACUUAACAAGAAACUUGCUCAGGGCGACAGUUUACUGCGGCGUGGCGGGUCGGGGCGGGGUCGCGGUCGCGGAGGGUAUUCCGUCGCCACUGCCGCUGGCAACAUCGUUCGCAUCCGGGACAAAGUGCCCGUCGCUUUAGAGUUUGACCAGUCGGACGCGUCGUCGGACACGUCGGACGGCAUCGAGGACCCGUUCCCGGACCCGGCGUCGCUGGGCCCGCUGCCCACGCCGUCGCCGCCGCGCGAGCUCACGCUGUGCCCGCGCUCGGGCAAGCGCCUGGCGCGCGCGGAGGGCGAGCCCACGCCGCCGCCCACGCCCUCGCCGCCGCCCACGCCGCCGCCGCAGCCCGAGCCGCCGCAGGAGCCGCUCGCCACCAUGCUCAUGAAGGUGGAAAUGUCCCCUGGAGGUACAACAGGUAUGCUGGUUCAAGGUGAUGGUGCUCAACCCUCACUUCCGGUGCUCACCGAUGAGGACGGCACGGAAGUGAAGGUAGAAGCCAGCGCCGUGAAACAGUUGCUAGAAGGAGGCGUAGGCGUGGACGACGGCGAAGAGGUCGGUCUGCUACAUGCCGGACAUACACCCAUCAUGAUCCGAGGAGAGGAUGGUGUUUUAUAUCAGGUCGCUGGUGAGAACGAGGCAGGCCAAACAUUGCUCGUGGCAGCUGAAGGAGUGGAGGGCGCCGUGGAAGGCGUAGAAGGCGCUGUUGAAGGAGACGGAGAUGUUAUGUAUGUCACCAGGGAGGAUGGUCAGGUGCUGGCCAUCGACCCGGCGCAGCUGGCGCAGCUCAUGCCGGGCGGCGAGCCCGCGCCCGCGCUGCAGCAGGUGGCCGUGCAGGUGGAGGGCGAGCCCGGCGAGGACGCCACGCAGGUCAUCGCGCAGCUGCUGCAGGCCGACCUGCCCUCGCCAGGUGGAACAAGAAGAGUAGUACUUAUGUUGCCUGAUGGCAGUUUGACUAUGACUGAACUUGAUAAGGAGCAGUAUGAAUCAAUAACGGAGGCCAGCAAAGCUCAAGAGUAAUUAAUAUAAUAUAAUAAAAAUAACACUAUGAGAUGUUUUUAGAAGAGUCUAUCAUGUAUAGAUCAAAUCUUAGGUUUCCAAAAUGUCUGUCAAAUAACUCUGUUCUGGUAGCCUGGCUUACAAUAUCUAUGGGUAUUGUAAAAUGUGCUUCUUCGUUUUACUUAAUGAUUAUACUGUUUUAGCAACAUACAUAUAUUUAAUUUAUAAUAAUGUUUGUGUGAACGAGAAAUGUAAAUAGUAGCAGGUUGGGAUGAGUGAUAAAGCAUUAUAAUUGUAAUGUACAAUAAAUUGAUAUGCAGACCAUCUUAUUGAAAGUGUUUUAACCCCUGGCCGAAAAAGAGAUGUUUGAAAAGGCCUUAAUUACUAAAAUUUUCAGCUAUAAAGAAAUUUCAGCUAUUGAAGCACCUCUUGUUGACACUAUUAUAAAGGUUUUUAUUUAUAUCGUAAAAGGAAUAAUUUUGUAAUCUUCUGGCGUUAGACAGCAGCACUACUGUAAAUCGAUAACAUUUUUAUUUUCAAGUCAUUAAGAUACGAAAAUUAUUGUAGCUGCAUAUUUGUGAUGUGAUGAAUAGAAACAUCCUAUAGACUGACUUAAGCCAGAAAAAAAAUGUUUCGAAUAUUUCAAAUGUAAAGAUGAACAAACAAAGUGAGUUUUCGACUGUUAAGUUUUGAAGCUAGUUUCGCCUGUUGUUCUUAAUUUUAUAAUAAAAGUUCUUCGUGCGAUUGUAGAUAUAUAAUAAUGAAAAAAUAAGUUAUUGGAUAUUGUCAACCUGCUGUGGGGUUAAUCUGUUCCAUUGUAUAAAUAUUUUGCGUAUGAUAGGUUCAGGUAUCUCAGCCUAAAAGAAGACUGUUGCAACACUGUAAAUAUUAUAAUUACACUAUGUGAUGUUCAUUAUAGAAUAUAAUUUAAAGAUUUAUGAUAACCUCAAUUUUGACUGAAAGUAUCAUCGAAACAGGUUCCAUAAAGCAUUUCAUACAUUACUUUAAACUUUUUCGCAAGUGUUUUCUUCCAUUACACGUAAAAAAAAUGUAUUCGUAAUUAGAAUAACUAUUAUGAUUCAUUGAAUUACAAACACAAAGCACCUGAUUUUAUAAAUAAAAUUCAAGAAAUACACUCAAGUGAUUCAUACAUCCAUAAGGAUUUUGUAUGGUUGUUGUCUUGCUAUGAAUAACAACAAAUAAUAAACCGACGACUUUAGUGUUUUGUGAUUGUAAUACAUGAUAUAAUUAGGUACCAAAAUAUUGGUAAUAAUUAUGAAAAUCUAUUGAAUAGAUAAUUUAGGAGGCACCUAAUCAAAUGUGUCCUUUUUAUGACAAUUUAAAGAAAUUCUUUGCAUGACCUAAUCCUACUCAAGUGGUCGAUUGAAAUCCAAAAUUAUUAAACUACUCAUUUGGUCCUACAGAACAGUUCAGAAUUCUAUUACUAGGAUGAAACAACGACAUAUUGAUAAAUUUAGUCUCUUAUUCUUUCUCUACAAUUCUCAGAAUUCAAUCAGACUGUCUCAAUGCAUACUUCUUUUUUAAUAAUGACGACAAAUUUUAAUGUCAUAAAAAUUAAUUUUCAAGCUGCUAUGCUGCCUAAAGAACUUGUAAAUAGUAAAUAUGUUUAAAACCGAAUGACGAAAGUUUUAUUUUGAAAUUAAACUGUUGAUGAAGUAUUGUUACGGUUCUCUAUACGCGCAGGCAUAAACGUUAAUAGAGACAUUAUUAUAUAUACGCAAUAGAAUGAGGCUGUGUUUCCUCAAACGAAGCGUAGCUUGGAAUUUUUUUAGGAACCAUUAGAAUCACAUCUAAACAAAGGAUUCUUAUGGUUUCGUACAUAACCUCACAAAAUGCCAUUGAUGAUACAAUCCAAUUGCUUUUAAAAAAACAUCCCAGGUUCAACAUAAAACUCAGUCUAAUGCUGAAAUUGCUAGGAUUGACAACAUGAAAUUUAAUUAAUAUGUACAAUACUACACGGUCUUAGUAAAUUUAGACGUAAUAAUGCACCUUCAUUGUAAAUAGAAUAAUCUUUACGGGACUUCACUUAUAAAAAAUAAACUCUUGUUAUCAGUAUCGAUGCAUGUAAAAAAAAAUUGAUGUGUUAAAUAUACAACCCCUAUGAUCAAAUUAGGUCAAAAAAUUCAACUGAAGCGAAGUGACUGAACAAGCCUACUUAAAGACUACUCAGCCAAGUUGUUUAAUUUUCACUAUUUUAGCUUAUAUUAUUAUGAUAAAUUAAAUAGUCUUAAACAUA
Molecule: messenger RNA, 5189 nt
Organism: Trichoplusia ni (cabbage looper)
Lineage: Eukaryota; Metazoa; Arthropoda; Insecta; Lepidoptera; Noctuidae
Gene: Chro
Exons: 21
Coding region: 290-2953 (887 amino acids)
Biological process (GO): chromatin organization; negative regulation of transcription by RNA polymerase II
Cellular component (GO): pericentric heterochromatin
Molecular function (GO): chromatin binding
Source: RefSeq, a predicted model, not a curated record